Mya arenaria is the source of this 2266-nucleotide messenger RNA. RefSeq lists its product as uncharacterized. The transcript is spliced from 3 exons. NCBI's taxonomy places the organism in Eukaryota, Metazoa, Mollusca, Bivalvia, Myida, Myidae. Gene Ontology annotation, biological process: peptidoglycan catabolic process. Gene Ontology annotation, molecular function: zinc ion binding; N-acetylmuramoyl-L-alanine amidase activity. The record is from RefSeq and is a predicted model, not a curated record. Bases 1369 to 1854 code for a protein of 161 amino acids.
GUUGGUUAACGCGGAAGGGUUCUGCCUUAUGAGGUCGUAGUGGUCCCAGGUCCCCAUACUUGAUGAGUUCCUGGUCCGCCUCUAACGCGCAGUCUGGCGAAAGCGUGUCCGUGUAGCCUCCAGGAAGCAUAUGCAUAUGGCGACCUUGUUCCAGCUGAGCGUAUGUGAGCUGACCCCGUCCCAUUACCGGUCUUGAUAAACCCGCCCGUCCUCACCAACAACAUAGUUGUACGUAAUAUCUGACAAACCAUUUUGAUGUAGAACGCAAAUGAAUAUGUAUUACAUGUUAUUAGCUCAAACAAAGUAUCUGUUUAAGUGUAAGAUUUCAAGUCAGGCUAAAUUCGUUCUGAAACAUUACUUUAUAUAUCAUAUAUUAAGAUGAAUCAUUAACUUGUCAUUCAAAUCAUGAGAAAAGUUUUAUCUCUUAAAAACAGAUUAUAUUUAGUUUGUAUUUCUUAGGGAAAAUUUAAUGUCAUGGCCGGUGAAUAUCGGAAAUAUUGUUAUUGCAGGACAUCCAAACACUGACCAUUGAGAAAAACACGCUCAAGAAUCAUAUUUCCAUGUUUGCAUUUCAUUAAAGGCAUAUAUAUGCCUUUUGAGUCCGUGUGAAAUCUUUGGAUGCAACGGACAUCCUUGACACUAGCGGGACGUGUGCUGUUACCUCGAACAACGGAGUGGUGUAUGAGCACAAUUUCAUUUGGUGUCCCAAGCGGCUCGAUUUCCUUAGCCGGCCGCGCCCCCAGCCGCUGCGGUUCGCCAGCCGCACUACCCCGCCUGUCACCAACAAGCAAAUAUUACAUAUCAAGAUAUACUAGUUUAUCAUACGAUAUCUCGAAUUAGUUCAUGCCAAAAACUUAAACAAUAAGAAAGAGGGAUAAUUAGCUAGUUUGUUACAGAGAGAGAGAGAGAGAGAGAGGGAGAGAGAGAGAACAUGACGGGUCAUCAAGCUUUUAACAUUCGGUUUAAUUAAGCUAUGAAAAAUCAACCGGUUAUAGCUUUGUCAUUGAAAUGGAAUUUCGUCCCAUGUACACGUCAACCUUUAUUGAAUGGUGAUCUAAUAUGUAUUUAUAGGCACAGUUUUAAUGUUUUCAUUGAGAUCACACCAUUCCUUACGAAAACCAUUGGUUCAUCACGUGCUUGUCACCGGUCUCGAUACCGCAUAUAAUUAAAAAUUACUUAACUAUAUUAAUAAACCUGUACACACUUGGCGAACUAUUUGUUAUUUAAAGUGCUUCGUUUUUAGAUUAUUUAUAAAUUGUAUUCCUGCGCUACCAAUUGGUGUACAUUUUAACUAUAUAUUAAGUUUCAAGUAUCGAUCGAAAUGCGAGGCCAUAUUGAGCCACGGUUCGUCUUCUUUUAGUUACGGCAAUGGCGAAUAUUCAGGACAUAUGGAACAACGGAGACUUUAAUAACUUCGUGGUUAUGUUAAGGAAUGUUCCCAAGUUGAUCGUGCUGACGUUUGGUAUACUUGCAGCAAUUUCGUCCUUGUACAAUGAAGUGGGAACACGAGCGAGGAGGGCGCUACCUGCCCACCAUCCGGAAUACGGAGUCAUGCAAAGGGUUGAUCACGUUAUCUACUGUGAUAACGCUACCAUGGUGACACGUGAAAAAUGGGGUGCACGGCCACCUAAACAGGUCGACAGAAUGGAGACCCCGGUUAGGGUCGUCUUCAUCCACCAUGCAGCCUCCGGCGAAUGUUUUACGGAGGAGACAUGCGCUAAAGAGGCGAGCUCGCUUCAAGACUAUCAUAUGAAAAAAGAGGUUGGGCUGACAUUGGGUAUAGUUUUAUGGUCGGCGAAGAUGGUAAUGUGUACGAGAGCCGAGGCUGGGACCGGGUUGGCGCGCACACACUAGGUUGGAACAAUGUGUCCAUCUCUAUAUGUUUCAUGGGGGACUACAGUGACAAACUCCCGACAUCAGAGGCGUUGAUGGCAGCAAAAGCGUUGAUCAAGUGUGGAGUAGACCUAGGAAAAGUGACUUCAGACUAUAAACUAUGUGGCCAUAGGGAUGUCAGAGCAACGGAAGGGCCAGGAGAGAGACUUUACCGAGAAAUAAAGACCUGGGAUCAUUAUGACUGCUAAAAGCCAGUGAAACCGAGCCAUGACUACAUGAAACUUUGAGCAGACUGAAAACGCCGCAGAAUUCAUCUCAGAAUGACAGUUCGAGGCCAAGUAAUUCUCAAACCCAUGAAGGCAGUGUACAUGAAUAAUGGUUGAUCUUGUUUAUUUUUUUUGGCAGUGUUUUCUAUCAAUAAAUGUUGAAUGAC